GUGUGUCGAUUGGAGUUGUAGUUCAAUAUUUUUGCCGUUUGUUACACCAGCCAGUAGCGUCUGAUCGGGCAUUUCGUAGGGAAGAUCUGUACACCAAGGACUACAACUGCCGAAAAUCCGAUUAUCUACUUAUUUUUAUUUCGACACCAGUGAGACACCCACAACCUUAAUCUGAAGUGAGAAACAGUCACACACCCCCCCCCCCUUUGUCAAGUUUGCUAAACACGAAUUAUAUGGUUUCUCGCUUCCUGUUUGGUUGCGUUUCCUGGUACGAGGAUGAGCCACUCAGCUGUUUUUACUGGAGGCAAACGGAGCGCGGCGUUAGCCUGUUAGCCUGGGGCGGCAGCUGCCGGAGGAGGGAGACCCGCCGCUUGGCUUUACGCGGGAGAGGAAGCUGACGGAGCGCCUGGGAGAAGGUGCCUCCCCGGGAAUAUCAGCGCGGAUGACCGGCCGGUCACGCCGAUGAAGCGCCGGACUGAAUGGAGACGCUUCCAGUCAGCAGAUUAGCUGCCAACCGCUCAGACUGGAGCUGGGGUUUUAAGUCAGUAUAGCCAGCUGGUCGUCGCGGCGGUUUUUACUUGACAUGAAGCCGGUGUCUUAUUUGCCAAGACGCCAUGGGCAGCAAAUGAUUGAAUGUAUUUUUUAACCCGAAAAAAAGAAAUAUCUGCUAUCGUUUUUGAUAGCGUGUGGUCGUUACCUGGUUAGUCCAAUGAAUAUUUUAAAUUAGCUCGCUAGCCUGCUAAAUGUACACCUAGCAAGUGCUAACUGGCUAAUCAUCAACAAUCACGAGUAGCAGCGUUUUUUUAGCUUUAUUUUAUGUCCACUGUUUGUUUUCGGUUUGUACUUUGAAUUUCGUCUUGCUGGAUAACAACAUCAUUGACCUGGCCAAUUUAACCUUGGCUUGUAAUCACAUAAAUAUGAAAGUGACAGGCAAAUAUUGACCUUAUUCCGUUUUGUCGAGCGCCAGUAGACUGGGUUGACUUGACAUCCGUUAUAAGUACUGGUCCAUUAGCGUAUAAGCUAACUAGUUACCGUGUUUGGGCGUAAGCUGUGUUUCUAAGAUAGCUAGCCAGCUCCCCAUCAUCUUUUGGGCCACGUUGCUAAUAUCGGAAGCUGGCGGCAGUGAAUCAUAUCGUUUUUCUUUAAACUACUUAUUUUGUGAUUUUAUUUUUUUUUGUCCAUAACAAUUUUUUUCCUACGUUGUCACAAACAAUGAAGAAGUUUUUUGACUCUCGCCGGGAAUUGGUCGGUUCCGGACCCGGUUCUGGGGCGAGCUGUGGGGGCAGCGGGUCUGGCGGCGGAGGCAGUUUCAUAGGGAGGGUUUUCACCAUCGGCCGGUACCAGGUCACCGUGGAUGAGACGCUGGCAGAAGGGGGCUUUGCCAUCGUGUUCCUGGUUCAUACUCACCAGGGCCUCCGCUGUGCCCUCAAGCGCAUGUAUGUCAACAACGAGCACGACCUGCAGGUGUGCCAGCGGGAGAUUCAGAUCAUGAGGGACCUGGUAGGCCACAAGAACAUCGUGGGAUUCCUAGACUCCAGCAUCACGGCAGUAGGAGCAGGAGAUGUGUGGGAAGUCCUUAUUCUCAUGGACUUCUGUCGCGGUGGCCAGGUGGUGAACCUGAUGAACCAGCGGCUGCAGACGGGCUUCACCGAGGCUGAGGUGCUGCAGAUCUUCUGCGACACAUGCGAGGCAGUGGCCCGGCUGCACCAGUGCAAGAUGCCCAUCAUCCACCGUGACCUUAAGGUGGAGAACAUCCUGCUGCACGACCGCGGUCAUUAUGUGCUGUGUGACUUUGGCAGUGCCACCAACCGCUUCCAGAACCCGCAGACUGAGGGCGUCCCUGUGGUGGAGGAGGACAUUAAGAAGUACACCACACUCUCAUAUCGCUCCCCCGAGAUGGUCAACCUCUACAGCGGCAAGGUGAUCACCACCAAAGCAGACGUCUGGGCCAUGGGCUGCCUGCUGUACAAGCUCUGCUACUUCACACUGCCCUUCGGAGAGAGCCAGGUGGCCAUCUGUGACGGCAGCUUCACCAUCCCCGACAACUCCCGCUACUCCCAGGACAUGCACUGCCUCAUCCGGUACAUGCUGGAGCCAGACCCCGACAGGAGACCGGACAUCUACCAGUUGUCCUACUUCGCUUUCAAGCUCGCCCGGAGGGACUGCCCCGUCCAGAACGUGCACAAUGUUCCCAUUCCAGCGAAGCUUCCUGAGCCAAUCAGAGCAAGCGAAGCUGUAGCCAAGAAGAGCCAGACCAAAGCCCGGCUGACGGACCCCAUCCCGACCACGGAGACGUCCAUCGCCCCCCGGCAGCGCCCCAAAGGGGGCCAGGCCCAGCCCAUUGCCGGGAUCCUGCCUAUCCAGCCCGCCCUCACUCCCCGAAAGAGGCCCACGGGUGCCCCCGCGGCUGCCCCGCCCGUUGCAGUCGGUCUCGGCGCUGGGCCCCCGGCCUCGGCCAUGCAGCCGCAGAAGGCGACGCUGCCCCCCCUGGCUCAGCAGCAGGCCCCGCCCACACAACCCCCGGCCCCUGCGGCCCAGGCUCAGGCCACGCCCUCUCACCAGCAGCUCCGCAUGAAGCAGCAGCAGGUGGCCGCCUACUUCAGCACUGUCCCACAGCAGCAGGAGGCUUCACAGCAGCCCGUCACCCCUACCCGCGGCAUCCACAAGGUGGGCUCCCUGACGCCGCCCUCUUCCCCGAAGGCUUCGGCCCGGGGGGGCCACCGGCGCAUCCUCAGCGACGUCACCCACAGCGCCGUGUUCGGCGUUCCCGCCAGCCAGUCCACCCAGCUGCUGCAGGCCGCGGCUGCCGAGGCCAGCCUCAACAAAUCCAAGUCAGCUAGCACGACGCCGUCGGGCUCCCCGUGCUCUUCCCAACAAAGCGUGUACCAGCCUGCUGAGACCAGUGCCCCAGUAGCCUCCACGGCGCCCCCAACUGUUCGCAACUCUGCGGAGCAGCCAGCCUGGAAUCCCUUCGGCGACGAUAACUUCUCCAAGCUGACCGCAGAGGAGCUGCUCAACAAGGACUUCGGCAGACUUGCCGAGAGCAAGGCAGCCGAGAGGGGCAGCGCCCCCGCAGGAGACCUCAUUCCUGGGCUGUCGAUGGCACCAGCCCCCAAGGCAUUCACCCAGCCUGCAGCUGAGAGACCCUCUGAUACUCUGUGUCUGGAUUCGGGGUUGCCGCUCUUGACUGUCCCGGACCCAUUCAACUCCCAGUCCCUUUCCGACACCCCAGAGAAGCUGAUAGAGGGCCUGAGGUCCCCCGACGCAUCUCUCCUGCUCCCUGACCUUUUACCCCUGACUGACCCUUUCGGCACUCCUGCAGAGGGCCCCGGUAACGGCAAGCCGGACGUGUGCAUGGACUCGUUGAUCCCUGGUCUGGAGGCUCCCAGGCUGCAGCCGGAGCCUGCAUCUGCAGCCCUGCCAGACUCUCUGGCUGGUGAAGAUGCUCAUUUGGGCAGCUUGCUGUCCCACUCUUCCAACACGGGACUCCCUCCUGCCUCCACACCCCCUUCUGGCUCUGCCUCCUGUCUGGAUGAAUUUGCCCCCACAUCCCAUGGUGUCAGCCAGCCCCUUGCGGGCUUCCAGCGGCCCGAGUGUGUGGAGAAAAGCACCGAGGACGAGUUCGACCCCAUCCCCGUGCUCAUCUCCAAAACUUCCAACCAAGGUGGUCAUUCACGCAACAACAGCGGCAGCUCAGAGUCCAGCCUCCCCAGCCUGGCCCGCUCACUCCUACUGGUGGAUCAGCUCAUCGACCUGUAGAGGGGGGGGGGGAUCAGGGAGGAAAAGCAUUUGGCGAAAUUGGGGUAGAAGUUGGUCAUGUAAGAAUUUUGCUGCAGUCCCUCCCCACCUCCCCAACCACUCACUCAAUCCCUGAAAUAUUUGGCUGAUUUCACUCUCUCUCUCCCUGAUAAUCACCUAACCAUCAUCCAUAAGGACUGGUCCCCUGUCUCCCUCCAUGUAUCCCCAUUCCUCCUUACACUCACAUCACCCCAAACAGUCCAGCCCAGUGGGAUCAGCCCAGUGGGAUCAGCCUAGCCCUAUUGCCGACGCGGCCUCACUGACGUUCCCUGUUGAGUUUAGCGCAUUGUAUGUUUUCGUUUCCUCCCGGUGGCAUUUUUUUUAGCAUCAGAAGUGCUUGAAUGCUGUUGGUGUAGCACUGUAAAUGGUGUAGCACUGUAAAUGGUGUAGCACUGUAAAUGGUGUAGCACUGUAAAUGGUGUAGCACUGUAAAUGCUCCCAGGGGUUUCUGUUCCAGUGUCGCUUAGCACUGCAAAUGCACAGGAGCAGAAUGACGCACGAUGCUGUUGGGUUACUGCCGCGCCUCAGUCUUUUGUACCCUUGCGGUAUUCGUAACGCGACUACCCCAACCCCGCCUUUUAGACACGGCCAGCUCGGAAUGGCCUGAUUAGCCGUAGCCGGCGUAUCCCCUCCGAGCCCCGCAUUGUUCCCUGUUUCACUUGUCCCUCAUGGCCUCCUUCUGAUCACCCUCCUGUAAAUACUCGUGUCCGGGCAGCAUGUGGUGCUUUCAGGCAUCUUACCACUCCUACAAGGACGGGCGCUUUAGACCAGAGCGCUGGCAGAAAGGGAGGCUGCAUCCUUGGCAUAUCAGCAUGGUAGCUGCUUAUUUGUGGGUGUUAAACAGGGACUGUAACUCGAGUUUGUGCAGUUAAUAAAUAGUAGGGAAUAAAUAGUCACUCCAAAACUCUGUGUGCUGUGUUAAAUAGAAAUGUAGCUAGGUUUGUUUUUCUUUUAGUGAUUUAAAGAAAUAGUCUGUGUGUGUGCUUUUCUGUCUAAACCCGGCAGGGCUUCUCCUGUAAAUUUCCCCAUAAGCACAAGGCGCAUGCUGUACUAAUGAUAAAUGAGAGCAGUAUUGCCCAGUCCCGCAUGCCCACACUGGGCCUCGCCUCAUCCCCUCCAUCAUCAUCAAUGCCUUGCACUUGUCCGUGUUUGCCGUAGUCUGUUUGAGCUUUUGCUCAUGCUGUUGGCAGAAACUUUCGGGGGAUUCUAAGCAGUUUCCUUUAGGAAGAGUACAGGGGAGCAGCCAGUCAGGCUCAUGGGCGUUUUACUUGCGCAAAAUUGUUCUGAGGGCAGAAUGAAAAAUGAUUGGUUCAGAGAGAGAACCAAUAAGAUUGUAGAGGAGGUGGGGCAAGCAACUACAGGAGGCAGGACCAAGACAUCUUGAUUGGUUUGUCCCGCCUCCUCUUGCUGGUUGGACCAACCUCCUCUAUAAUCUGAUUGGUUACCUCUUGGAACCAAUCUUUUUUUUGUUAAGCCCUUGGCAGCAGGCCUGGGGCCAGACUUUUAACCAAUAUGAUGAAGGACCAGGGAGUUGGCAUGGUGACUGGGAGGAUCACAUCGUUGGGCUUGGUGUGACCGCUGACUGUAGAAUAUCCUGGGGGGCACUUUCUUUUUUCUGAUUUUCUUGUCCCGUUUCAUUCAUUCAUUCCUUACAGACUGAAAUGCCGCUUCAUUCAUACUGUCCAUUGCUGUCCAAAGCCAGUGCGCAGUUACGCUCAUUGUGCUCGUGUGUUUGACCUGAACAGUGUAUAUUGUUAAACUGCCAUCAGACUGAAGUUUCUCACCAUGUGAUCACGUGCUCUAUAGCCCCUGUGUGCAAAGCCGCUGAUAGUGUAAGUGAUUAUAAGUGUUGAAAAUAUUACAAAAAACUUUAUCAUUGUAAGAAUAAAUGUGACUAUAGAGUGCUAUAGAAUGAAUAUCAUAAAUAUAAAUUUAGAAUAUUCUCAUUGCAGUUACACAUAUAUAUUAUAGUUUAAAGAAGAAUUCUUUAUUUCUCUGUGUUCUUAUCACAAUUGUAUUUGCAAGCGUGAAGUUCCAGUGUUCAUUUUAUUUCUUCUCAUUUUGUUUCUCUGAAGAUAACCGUUUAUUCCUCAUUGUCUGAGGAACACAGAGAGACACAGAAAUGUGAUUUUUUAUGUUUUUAAUGUCCCCGCCUUUGCUGCUGGGUGUGCUCUAAGUAUAUCUUAUCUGGGAUUGAUGGGACAAGCUUGUUUUUCCCCAAUAAUUUAAUAACAUAUUUAAGUAUAAGAAAAUAACAUUAAGCCGUUUAUCACUUCCAGCUUAGCCUGGAGUGCUGACUGUGUCAGUGGUUUGCAGAUUGCAGAUCUCGGGCUGCUUUCAUGUGCGCCUGACUGCAGAGCUGCAGUUACGGUUCUUGCGGCCUCCGUCUGAUGCCGCUGAAUUUGGGGACGAAGGGGUGACCCGGUGACGAGGCCGAGGGCCUGGAGAGGGUUUGACAGGGGAACUGGUCAGCACACGGGGGGUGGGGGGUGCGGGGGUGUCGUUAUACUGAUGCUUCAAGGUUCAGAUUAUUUUUUUAUUUCAUUUGAUUUUAAUUACUCUGCUUGGGAUGGGCGCAGGCAAGGCAACUUCUCCCCCGAAUCUCUCAUCUAGAAUAUCUUGGAAUCGGAAUGAUGACAGAAACUUAAGUUUAUAACCAUCACAUCCCAAAUGAAGGACUGCUUUCAUCGUCAUAUCUACACCCUUUACCUCCACAGCAUGGAAGUAUGAGAGAAACAGAGGCGCCAUGCUGUGAUCUUGAGGAAAGUGCGUAGAUGUCAGACACCCAUCGCACACGGUUCAUUUCCCAUUGCCAUCGGCGUCGCUCUGGGCUUCCGCUCAGAGAUUCCUCUGAGGCAUUCCUGGGGGUGACGGCAGCUCUUCUGCUCUCGUGGCGCUCUCCCGUCCACCGAAGGAGUAACGAAGCCGUGUGUGGAUUUUACACAGUAGCUCUGUUAUUGCUUAGCGAGUCUUACUGUUCAUAGGGAUGAUUUGCACGACUCCCAAAUGCAACCCCACAGUUUAGUCACUGCCUGUGGGUCUAGGCCUUGCUAACAUGAUUAAAAGGGACCAGCAAAUGAAAACACAUUCAGGGCAUUUACCCUCUUCCUUUGAUACGUGGAGGGGAUUCGAAGAGCUGCUGUUGCUGGGUUUGUUUAUUGCCUGUAAGUUGCGGUGAACUUGCAUAGUGGAUCUUGCGGUCAGGCUCCAGGUCAUUCUGUUAUUGUGAUGUAUUUGUUUGGAUUUACCUCCAGAGUUCAGUUGUGACUUGUUACAUUUGGCUGUUGCUGUUCAGGAUUUAGCAGAUGCGUCUGUGAAUUUGUAUCAGGAUAGUAUGCAGUCUUUUUUUUUUUUUUUGUGUUCAUUGUACAGCAACCCAUUUCACAUCUGUGUGGGUUUAAGGGUGGAAGAUCCCCCACGAAUGUGACAAUUUGCAAAUAAUACUUGGGCCCAUAAAAAUGCAAAAUUAAUGGUGCUGAGGUUUUAAAAGUUAAUACAAGAAAUGCAGGAUUGCACAGUCAUGAGUGAAGCUGACGGCCGAGACAAAGAUGCGUGGCGAACCCAAGCCAAGACGCAUAGAUUCCUGUUUUUUAAUACCAAAAAUAACUUGUAAUAUUAAAGAUUUAAUAUGCACUUACACUAACACAUAUUAAACAACAUUAGCAUUUAUAUAUUGUAUGAUCUUAUGUAAUCCAAAUCAUUUUCAGUAUUUAUAAUUCUUUGGCUUGUGUGUCUUGUGAGUUUCUGCAAUUUUUCGGCAUGCUCGAAAAUAUUCCCGUUUAAUUGCUCAAGGCCAACUCGCGAUUGACUAAACCGCGAAAUCAAAUUCGCAAAUCUGUAAGGGCGACUGUAAUUGUGUAUGUUCACCCUCGUGCUGUUUUUGUUGUAUCAGUAAAACUGCAAUUCAGAUGUUCUUGUGGUCACGUCAAUAAACUGAAGUUGUCUUCUUUGAAAUCCAAAGUUUUAGUGAAAUAGUAUGACAAUAUAGACUUUCUUUCAGAGGUAGGUUCAGAAGUAUGCAGUUGCCCCGCCCCCGAUCCAGGGCUCAUGACAGUAAUUUCUUCCUGAUCUCUCACUCUCUCUUUUUUCCCCCUUUGUUUCUCAGACUUAGGGCAGAUAAUUUAUAGCUCCCCCCCCCCCUUCCCAAGUUCAGCCUUUUAAGCAGAGUGUCCUUUUGUCUAAAUGAGUGAAAGAUGUGUGUGUUCUGUGUACAGUGAUUAAGUCAUCAUUUGUUCAUUCAUACCUGAAAUAGCAGGCACAUUUGAAGCACUAUGAUUGGGCGUAUGGCAGUACACAAGUCGUUUGGACCUUCUCAGUCUAAGUGGAACAAUUGAUAUUUCCAGCCUUCUUUAUUUGCUCAGAUUUGCAUUUACGCACAUAAGUUUGUUCUUAUAGUAUGGCUCUAUAUCAAAAAGCUCAGUAAUUCAAUUUUUUCGAAAAUAUUACGUUUCAUUAAUGUGGUAAAAUUUGAUUGGCUAGAAUUUUGGGGAGAAGAAACUUACACCAUUGACUGUAAAGCUGUUCAUUUCCCCAGGAUUUCUGAUGUGUGUUCUGAAACCUGUCUAUCCAUUUUCUCAGUUUACCCUGUAGUAGAGUUGAUUUAUUUUCCCAUGUAGCUAACCUAUGCAAUCAGAGCUUAACCCUAUUCUUAGACACCACAGAGCUGUAUUCAUUGGAGGUCUAGCCUUGCCAGUAGUGUUUUACCUGUGUUGCUGUGCAAAACCCUCUGUACCCAAUGUGUUUUUUGGAUGGGUGGGGGGGGUGGGAACCUGAAUAUAUGAAAGUGCAGCAAAAGUGACUUUGCAGCAAUAUCCAUUUCUGGGCUGGAGUAGCUAUAUUUCGAUGUUUACCUUCUAUUUUUAUGAAAUGGAAAAAUGAGAGGGGAUUUAAUUAAAUAAAUAUGUGAAUGUGA
Messenger RNA from Paramormyrops kingsleyae, 8710 nucleotides. Lineage: Eukaryota; Metazoa; Chordata; Actinopteri; Osteoglossiformes; Mormyridae. The record is from RefSeq and is a predicted model, not a curated record.